This is a messenger RNA of Hemibagrus wyckioides, 2148 nucleotides long. It is a transcript of the gene desma, whose product is annotated as desmin a. Gene Ontology annotation, cellular component: cell-cell junction; Z disc; sarcolemma. Gene Ontology annotation, biological process: skeletal muscle organ development. Lineage: Eukaryota; Metazoa; Chordata; Actinopteri; Siluriformes; Bagridae. The record is from RefSeq and is a predicted model, not a curated record. Bases 80 to 1552 code for a protein of 490 amino acids. The transcript has 10 exons.
UCUGCUCUUCAUUCUGUUCAAGUCUGUCAACCCGGUUACUUUACUAGCAGCACACACCCUACUCUACAACUUUAAGACCAUGAGCAAGUCUUUCUCAUCUGCUGAAACGGCCUCUUCCUACCGUCGAACCUUCGGCUCCGGCUUAGGCUCCACUAUGUCCAGCUCCCUGUUUGGCCAUGGUUCUUCUGGCUCUUCCCGCGUUUCUUCCAGAGUCUAUGAAGUGACCAAGACCUCCUCCUCGGCCCCUGUUUACUCAGGCCACCGCUCCGGAGCAUCCUCCUAUGGCUAUGGUGGUGGAGUCGUGAGCCGCUCCUACGCCGGUUUGGGUGAUAAGCUAGACUUCAGCCUGGCUGACGCCAUGAACCAGGAUUUCCUGCACACACGCACCAACGAGAAGGCCGAGCUACAGCACCUGAAUGACCGCUUCGCCAGUUACAUUGAGAAGGUGCGCUUCCUCGAGCAGCAGAACCAGGCCCUGUCUGUAGAGAUCGAGCGCCUGAGGGGCCGUGAGCCCACACGCAUUGCUGAGCUGUACGAGGAGGAGAUGAGGGAGCUGCGCAGGCAGGUGGACACUCUGACCAACCAGAGAGCUCGCGUUGAGGUGGAGCGUGACAACUUGGCUGAUGACCUACAGAAACUCAAACUCAGACUUCAGGAGGAAAUCCACCAGAAAGAAGAGGCUGAGAAUAACCUCUCUGCUUUCAGAGCUGAUGUUGAUGCUGCCACUCUUGCCAGGCUGGACUUGGAGAGACGCAUCGAGAGCCUUCAUGAGGAGAUUGCCUUCCUCAAGAAGAUCCAUGAGGAGGAGAUCCGUGAGCUGCAGAGUCAGAUGCAGGAUACUCAGGUCCAAAUCCAAAUGGACAUGUCCAAGCCUGACCUGACCGCUGCACUGAGGGACAUCCGCAGCCAGUAUGAGGCCAUCGCAGCCAAGAACAUUUCAGAAGCUGAGGAGUGGUACAAGUCCAAGGUAUCAGAUCUGAACCAAGCUGUGUCCAAGAACAAUGAUGCAUUGAGACUGGCCAAGCAGGAGACUAUGGAGUUCCGCCACCAAAUCCAGUCCUAUACCUGCGAGAUCGAUUCCCUCAAGGGCACCAACGAGUCUCUGAUUAGGCAGAUGAGGGAGAUGGAAGAAAGGAUGGGCCGCGAGGCUGGCGGUUACCAGGACACCAUUGCUCGUCUUGAGGCUGAGAUUGCCAAAAUGAAAGAUGACAUGGCUCGUCAUCUUCGUGAGUACCAGGACCUUCUUAAUGUCAAGAUGGCCCUGGAUGUAGAGAUUGCCACCUAUAGGAAGCUGCUGGAGGGAGAGGAAAGCAGGAUCUCUCUGCCUCCGCAGGCGUAUUCCUCCUUGAGCUUCAGAGGUGAUGUCAGAGAGACCAGCCCUGAGCAGUUCACACAGCCACGUGCCUCUGAGAUCCACUCCAAGAAAACAGUUCUGAUCAAGACCAUAGAGACCCGUGAUGGAGAGUCUAAAACUUCUCGCGAGGCAAUGAGUGCCAUGAGCGCUCAGUGUGUUGUCAGUGAAUCUACACAGCACCAGCAGGACGUCAUGUAAAACAGAGAAGAUAGCCAAGGUGCAAAGAAAACAGCAACAGAAUUUGAUCCAAUCUGAAACAAGACAUUUCCAUGCCACACAGGCCCUCAGGGUUUUUUUUUUUUUUAUAUAUAUAUAUAUAUAUAUAAAUAUAUAUAUCCUCAGUGAUGCUGUGACCCACAAUUCCAGGCAGCUAUGGAGGAAUAAAGGAGAUAAAGCUGAAAGUGUGCAAAGGCCAACAGAUUAUGAAUGAAGAUGAAACUGCGGCAGUUAUUUGUUAAAACGAACGUCAAUAUUCAACUGCUAAUUCUCUGAAUUUUGUAUGAAAGUGUGUGUCUGAGUGUGCUUGUGAGUAUGUGGGUCACGUGCAUCAUGAUUUACCACAUACCACCAUAUGAGGCCUGCUAGUUGAUUUUGUGGUUUCAUUAAGAUGAAACGCGAUCAUCUGACACAUUGCAUGAAAUGGUCACAUAAAUGUCUGUGUCUUAGUAACAUGAGACAAUGAUAAUGAUUCACAGACAUGGGAAGGGGAACUACAUUAAAAACCUGUUAUAUAAUGUAAACUGUUGUUUAUUUCAAUUGUAAAGGGGAAAAAUAAAGUUUUAAAACAAUCAUCA